This is a messenger RNA of Babesia ovata, 1332 nucleotides long. Its product is annotated as cell-cycle-associated kinase CDK. Lineage: Eukaryota; Apicomplexa; Aconoidasida; Piroplasmida; Babesiidae. Gene Ontology annotation, biological process: regulation of mitotic cell cycle; protein phosphorylation. Gene Ontology annotation, molecular function: ATP binding; cyclin-dependent protein serine/threonine kinase activity. Bases 1 to 1332 code for a protein of 443 amino acids. The record is from RefSeq and is a predicted model, not a curated record. The transcript is spliced from 2 exons. Gene Ontology annotation, cellular component: nucleus.
AUGGCUGGAAAACAACGCUCAAUGUCCAAGGAUUCCAGCGAUGAUGGCGACCUUCUGACACCGGAUGACAUAGAGGCGCCAUCUGCUGUCCAUGAGGAUGCCAAUAACGGUCGCAAUGAGGACGAAAUUACACAUGAAGCUUUGUCGACAUUAGAGAAUACCCAAACGCCGUCUUCCCCGACGGAGGAAGAUGCGCAGGUGCAUACUAUAGGCGAACUAGAGUGCUGUCGCAAUGUUGAUAUUUAUAAAUGCCUAAACAAAAUAUCGGAAGGCACAUAUGGCUCGGUGUACAGGGCCCUAGACACACAAACUGGGGAAAUAGUGGCACUGAAGCACAUAAAAUUCCAUGAGGCGCACUGGAAAGAGGGCUUUCCGAUCAGCUAUUUGCGAGAAAUAUCAAUACUGCUCGAACUGAGGCAUCCGAACAUUCUCAGCGUCAAAGAGGUGGUGACCAAUGGCAGGAAGGACCAGUACUACAUGGUCAUGGAGUACGUUGAGCACGAGCUCAAGUCGCUCCUGCACGAGCGUAAGCCUGACUUCACGUUGUCUGAGCGCAAGUGCCUGCUGCACCAACUGCUGUUGGGGGUGGCGUACAUCCAUGAGCAUUGGGUGCUACACCGAGACCUGAAAACGACCAACAUCCUGUACAAUAAUCGAGGAGUGCUGAAAAUCUGCGACUUCGGAAUGGCACGCAAAUUCGGCCAACCAAUCAAAAACUACACGCAAAAUGUCGUCACGCACUGGUACAGGGCGCCGGAGCUAUUCCUGGGCCAAGAAAAGUAUACCGAAGCCGUAGAUAUGUGGUCAGUGGGGUGCAUAUUUGCGGAAAUAAUUAGCGGGAAGCCCUUAUUCACGGGGGUGAACGACGCGGACACACUAGAUAAAAUAUUUAGGUGCUGCGGUUCGCCCACAAAAGACAACUGGCCGGAUUUUACCAAGCUGCCCCUGGUGAGAGACGGCAGGUUCCCGAUAACCAGUUACAAACCCAACUUCCACGCAUUUUCCAAGACCAAUAUGGGUGCAAACGAAGGGUGCUACAUGACGGAGCUAGGAAUGGACUUGCUCAUGAAGAUGCUCACGCUAGACCCGAGCAAGCGCAUAUCGGCAAAGGAGGCCCUCAACCACCCUUAUCUCACAACGGAGAGGCCUAGAACGCAGACCAUCGAGCUCAUGCCAACAAUUCCAGAUACCAACGCCAAAGUGCGCGCUAAACGUAAGCCGGAGGAUCAAGACGAUGACGCAGGCCGGGAAUCGCGAUUUUUGGGUAGAGUAAACCCUGUAAAGUUUCUCGCACUAAUGGAGAAGGCCAAAGCCAAACCAGCAAGGCAUUGA